This is a messenger RNA of Rhineura floridana, 3997 nucleotides long. It is a transcript of the gene CD248, whose product is annotated as CD248 molecule. The transcript has a single exon. Gene Ontology annotation, biological process: cell migration. Gene Ontology annotation, molecular function: calcium ion binding; extracellular matrix binding; extracellular matrix protein binding. The record is from RefSeq and is a predicted model, not a curated record. NCBI's taxonomy places the organism in Eukaryota, Metazoa, Chordata, Lepidosauria, Squamata, Rhineuridae. Gene Ontology annotation, cellular component: external side of plasma membrane; extracellular matrix. The coding region runs from base 72 to 2240 and encodes 722 amino acids.
AAGGGGACGGGAAGGGGAACGGGGCCCCCCGGGCUGUCAGAGCGCUGGACGGGAGCAGAGAGGCGGCGACGAUGCUCCGAGGAGGAGCAGCAGGAGGAAGGCUCCGGCGGCGGCGGCUGCUGCUGCUGCUGCUGCUGUUUCUGGCUUGGCCGCUUCUCGGCGUCUCGCCGGAGCCCCAGGCCGCCUGCGGCCCCGACGGCUGCUACGCCGUCUACUUCCAGCGGCGCAGCUUUCUUGAGGCUUGGCGCAACUGCCGGGAGCUGGGGGGCAACCUGGCCACGCUCAAGCACGCCGAGGAGGCGUCCGAGGUGGCCCAGCUGCUCCGGGCCGCCCGCGGGGGAGGCAGCGGCGUCGAGCCCCAGCAAGGCCGGCCGCAGCGGCUCUUCUGGAUCGGGCUGCAGCGGCAACCGCGGCAGUGCUUCCCCCUGCGGCCGCUGCGGGGCUUCACUUGGACCACGGGCGACCAGGAGACGUCCUACACCAACUGGGCGCGCUCCUCUAGCGACGGCAGCGACGGGAGUUGCGCCGCUUCGCGCUGCGUGGCGCUGGGCGAGCAGGACUCCCAGUGGCUCGACGGGUCGUGCGUGGUGCCCGUGGACGGCUACCUCUGCCGCUUCGCCUUCCACGGGAUGUGCGCCGGCCUGGCGGAAGAGGACGAGGAGGGAGGCGGGGGCGCGCCGGCCUCGACGGUCACCUACACCACCCCCUUCGGCCCGGUCAGCGGCGCCCUCCGCUACCUCCCCUUCGGCACCGUGGCCGCCGUGACGUGCGGCCCGGCCGGGACCGCCGUAUCCGUGCUGUGCAUGCAGAAGGAAGACGGCAGCGUGGCCUGGUCCAAGGAGGCGCCGCUGUGCCGGGACUCGUCCGUCUACCAACACAGCUGGUGCGAGGGCGACAAUGGCGGGUGCCAGCAGCUGUGCCUCGACGAGGGCUCCGGCUACUCCUGCGAGUGCCACGCCGGGUAUUUCCUCCUCCCCGACGGGCACUCCUGCGCCGCAGCCCACGGCGACCACGAAGACGACGACGAGGACGCCUGCCGGGACCAUCCCUGCCAGUUCGGCUGCGUCCCGGACGAGGAGGAGGAGGAGGGCUACCGCUGCCAGUGCCCGUCGGGCUACGAGCUGAGCAGCGACGGGCACCAGUGCGAAGACUUAGACGAGUGCGCCGAGGCGCCCUGCGAGCACCACUGCGAGAACACCGACGGCUCCUUCCUCUGCCGCUGCCACCUGGGCUUCAGCCCCUCCGAGGAGGAGGCCGGCCGCUGCGCCGACACGGACGAGUGCCAGAUCCCCGGCGUCUGCCAGCAGAUGUGCGUCAACUACGUCGGGGGCUUCGAAUGUUACUGCACGGAAGGGUACGACCUGGAGCUGGACGGCAUCAGCUGCAGCCCCGUGGCUCCUCUGCCCCCGCCGCUGGCCACCGCCCAGAGCCACCGGGGAGGCGGCGUCCUCCAACACUUCGACGACCACCUCGGCUGGCCGCGGGAACUCGACAGCGAUGAGGAGCAGGACCAGGAGCGGGGGGAUCACAGCUUGGCCCUCUCGGACCACCUCUCCGUCUUCCAAGACGGCGGAGCUGCCUCUCCAGAGAUCCACCCAGACCCCCGCGUGGUUCCCCGCAUGUUGCCGGCCACCGAGCCCCCAAAUCUGAGCACGCCCCCCCAGGAUCCCGACUCCCCUCUUUUAGAGCCCGGCCCCCCUCUUUUAGAACCCGGCCCCUCCUCUCCCAGGCCCCCCCACCUCACAACCGGCGUUUCCGACCCUCCCACUGCCACUGGUUCCUCCGUACCGCUCAGCACCCCAUCACAUGCCCCCCGAGAUCCCCAGGUGGCCACGGAUCCCAGGUGGCCACAGACCCCCUUUGCGGCCACCCCGUCCCAGCCACCGUUCCGCCCAGGGGACCCGUCCGAUUUCUCUGGCGGCGAGGGGGGCGGCGUGGUCGGGGGCGUCAGAGCACCGCCCCCCACGUCUGCCCCGGUGAGCCCGACCCCGAGCGAGGCGCCAGGGCGCCGGAGGAGGGACGACCGCUGGCUGCUGGUGGCCUUGCUGGUGCCCAUCUGCGUCUUCCUGGUCAUCAUGCUGGCCCUAGGCAUUGUCUACUGCACCCGCUGCGGUGCCCAGGCCAAGAGCCGGAGUGUCACCCAGUGUUACCGCUGGGUGAUCAGCUCGGCGGGCAGCAAAGGGCCCCCCCCGCCCUCCGCCAGGCCCUGCCAGCCGGCCACUUGCAGAACCAGCGUCUGAGCCCUGGGCCAGCCAGCAGGGUCGUCCUCUAGCCUAGCUGGCCCGGAACAGACGCAGCUGCUCACAGCCGGCAGAAAAGUUGGAUAAUCAACCCCCCCUAAAAAAAAAAAAGCAAUUUCCAUUCCCAGCAGGGACGCAAUCUGGGACACUCGGACCUCUGCCAGGAAACAAGAGCCCAGCUGGGGGAAAUGUAGCCAGGACCCAACGGAGGCCUCCUUUGGCUCGGAACCCGCCUUACAUUGAAUUGGGGCCAUUGGGCCAUCUAGCUCAGUAUUGUCUACCCUGACUGGCAGUGGCUCUACAGGACUGCAGACGGAGAGGAGCAGGGCGCCUCUCCCAGCCCUUGCCUGGAGACACCACUGGGGCUUGAACCUGGGACCUUUUGCCUGCCAGGCAGACGCUCUAACCACUGAGCAGCUGGGAGCGACUCGGGACACCCAGCUGAGGCCAUCCGGGACGCCGCUGGGUCUGGGAACAGAGUCUGAGACACUAGCGCAUGGCUGGGGAUGCCCUUGACCACGCCGGGAGCCACCGCGUGCCAAGUGAGGCCGUUGGACCAUCCAGACCAGUACUGUCUACACUGACUGGCAGCAGCGCCUCUACAGGGUUUCACACAGGCGUCUCCCCUCCUUCCCCGUCCCCCCUGUGGUGCAGUUAGGUGAUGUUAAGACUGUGGACUUAACGGGGAUGGGCAGAACCCCCUCUGUAGAUGGUGAUGUGUAUGACCUGCAGUCAGCCAGCCCUGCUUCAUUUACUCCCCCCCUUAUUCAGCCGAGUGGGGGCCCUGGGCUUCGGUCCCAAAGUCCUGCCCUGACUGACAGCGGCUCUCCAGGAAUUCAGAUGGGGAAGGGCGAGUCUCUCCCAGCCCUGUCUGGAGACGCAUCUGGGGAUUGAAGAUGGGACCUUUUGCAUGCAAAGCACAUGUGCUCUGUCACAAGCUGCGCCCCUUCCCAACACAGGGUGUGUGUGUCCAGAGAGUCCUCGUUGAUCUGGGACACACAGCCUUCCCCCACCCCAGCUGGGGGCACACUGUCUCAUCAGGCUUGCCGAGACUCCCUUCAUGCGCCUGGGAUGCACACAACCCCAUGUGGCUACAACCUCAUUGCACAUGCACCCGUGCGCACACAUACCAGCUGGCAGAGGGGAUCUCCAUAAGGGAACAGCUGGACGGCUGGACCCACCACCACUCUUCAGCGCAUACACACAUGACACACACACACAUCCUUGUCCAGCUGGUCAGAGGAGCUGGAGGGAGGGGCAUUUAUCUUGAGGCAUAGGAUGUGGGGCGGAACAGCCAGCUGACCUCUUCCCCGUCGCCAGACAAAACUAUGCCCUUGUGGGGAGCAGAGAUGGGGGCCUGAGAUGGGGCCCGUUCCAUGCUCUUCACCCCCUCCCCCGCUUCCAUCCGCAAAAGAUGAACAUCCAGACAUGAUGGAUUAGAGGUGGGUGGCGGGUGCUCAGAGGGGUUGCACAAUGUGGGGUCCAAUGAGGAGGGCAGAUUUUCCUUUCUGGGCUAGGUGGCAGGGGUCUGAGAAUCUGCUGCUGCAAAGAGGCGAGGGGGGGACACACAGGAAUGAUGGAGGGGCUGUGUAGGCGAAGGGGGGGGUAGCGCACAUGGAUCCCAGCGUGCCGGGCAAGGGUCUGCAUUGAUUGUGACUGCUGAUGUACUUUUCCUUUGUGGGGGGAAUUUUUCCCCCUUGUUUAUUUCCCCCCCCCUUUCUUUCUUUGGAUGUGUCCAAUAAAAGGAUUGGCGCCUC